Molecule: messenger RNA, 3046 nt
Organism: Drosophila erecta
Lineage: Eukaryota; Metazoa; Arthropoda; Insecta; Diptera; Drosophilidae
Exons: 1
Coding region: 251-2374 (707 amino acids)
Molecular function (GO): protein binding; endonuclease activity
Source: RefSeq, a predicted model, not a curated record
UGCCAGAGCUCCUUGCCUUGCGAAAUCGCAAAACCGGUUUCAAAUGUGCCGCUCAAAAAUACGGGCCACCUCCAAUCUCCAACCGGGACUCCGAACAUCUGGCAACCCCGCCUGGCUUGCGAGUAUGGCCACACUGGAAAAUGCGGCACUGCUGACAUUGAAAAGGCGAGAAUAAAGCGAACAAUUGAUUGCAGUUUGAAAUACGAGCGAGAGAGUGCAUGGGUAAAAAUCAAUACAAGGAGCAGCAGCGAUGGAGCAGCGCGCCAACUUCCUGGCUCUGACCCUCCUGGACGCCCUGGAGGACGAGAACGAGGCGGAUAUAAUGUCGAUGCUGGAGAGGAACAGCAUAAACGCUGGCAUCGUGCCCUGCGAUCGCGGACUGGCCCCCUUGCACUACGUGUGCGGCAUGCGAAACGGGGGAUUGGCCCAGCGGAUCCUGGAACGGUUUCUCGAGUGUCCCGACCUCGACGUGAAUGCCCUGUGCGACGGCCAGACUACGGCGCUGCACAUCGCCAGCAUUUACGGGCGGACGGAACUUGUAGGGAUGCUGCUGAAGCGCGGAGCUCGCGCGGACCUGGCUGACGAGGAGAACAAGCUGCCAGUUCACUACGCCAUUGAGGAGUGCCACUUCGAGGUGCUGCAGCUGCUCCGGGAUCACAUCUUCCGCGAGAAGCAGAGCAAGAAGAAGCAGCAGCGAGCUCAGGUGGUCGACGCUCUAACGCCCAAUCAGCCGAGGUACAAUCACGAUGUAACUUCCCCCUUCUAUAUUAAUAUCACUCACAGGCGGCAUCGACCGCAGCCGAAGUUUCCGGAGCCAACGGAAGUGGAUUGCUCCGACAUUCCGCCCCUGCCGGAUGAGGAGUCUGUGAACCUAUUUGCCCUCACUGAAGCUCAUCUUACCCAACUCAUCCAGAGCCAACGGCAGAACCAGCCGGAGGAUCCGUAUCAGCCAAAGCGGCGAACUCUUAUUGAAAGCUGGCGCGAGAAGGUAGAACGCUCACGCGCCCGCCAGUCCCUGCUCCAUCAGUACGACGAGCAUGUGGAAGCUCUGGUGGAUGAUGCGAUUUAUCAUGACGACUUCAGCUAUAAGGAGCACCUGCAGAAGAAGCUCAGAGAUGAGGACAAUCCGAAGACACUGACAGAGGAUGUUCCCACCUCGGGUCGGCAGGUGUUCGAGAUGCUAGUGGAGCAGGUUUCUCAGGCGGUCGUCGUGGAGCCGGAGCCAGUCCCGGAUCACAGUUUCUUCACUGCCCAGGGUGACGAGGAGGACGUGGCGGAGAACUCACCACGCCAGGAUGAGUACUUUCUGCAAAUCAAGGAGGCAUACGUUCACACAGACGACGAGAAUGGAUUAGUUUUCUACGAAGCGAGAUACCUACAGAAUAGGGAACGGCGGGAAAUCGAGCCAAUCGAGCAAACUCCCAAAGAGAGGAGGCACGAUUUGGAAAGCUCCGUGAGCACUAAUUAUACCCUGCCACUAGACUACGAAACGGAUGCUUUGCGCCGUGAGUUGACACAACUGGGUGCUCCGGUGGGUCCUAUUACCAAAACAACUAAGAGACUGUACAUCAAGCAGCUAAUCAAAUACAAACGCAAUACGGAGGCGCUGCUGGCAGCCCAAAAGCAUGCCCAGGAGGCACAGAUCCGCUACUCUGUGGAGCUUCAUCGCACGCUGCGGUCCCCAGAGGACUUUGCGAGGAUUAAUGAUUACUUGCCACAUGAAGCAGCCUCUGCAGCUCAUUUUGCAAAGUGUGGAGUAACAAAAAAAAACAUGCGAGAGGGACACCUCAAACAGAGCUUCAUCUACAUGUUGAUCGAUCCACGCAUUUCGCGGAAUCUGCCUGGAGAGAGCGCUUUUCUCGAAAAGUUCGGGGUAUGGCAGCGCUUUCUGGACUCCAUUUUCUACGUAGGCAAGGGCAAAUCGUCGCGACCGUACGCUCACCUUUACGAUGCCAUGCGGCAGCACACACGCCUUCACCAGAAGCGCGAAAAGGAUAAGACAAAUGGGGAACGCGUCGGCGGAUUCCGCACCCUGCAGCCAGAUGUGUUCCGCUCCCCGCCACCGGGAGAUUGCAAGAUGGGAAGCCGUAAGCUGGAGCGCAUCUUGAACAUUUGGCAACAUGGGAGUGGAGUCGUAUGUCUGCAUGUUUUUCACAACAUCUUGCCAAUUGAUGCAUACACGCGCGAAGCGUCUAUAAUAGACGCUCUGGGCUUGAAUCAUCUCACCAAUAUGAAGCGCGGCGACUACUACGGGCCGGCUCAGUCAUGGACCAUGAAACAGAAAAAGCAGCUGGGAAUCGCUCUGCUUCUCAAGGCCAUGCAUAUCUAUCUGGCGGAGGGAGAGUCCCAGUUGUCGCCAAGCGACCUCCUCUGAGCACGGGAAUAAAAAAUAUUGACAAUUAGCACCAAGUACAAAGUGGAGCGGAAAGUGGAAGUGGAGCAUCUCGAAAAUGUUCAAGAAUGGAUCUCAAGAUUAAUUAUAUUUAGAAAAUGGGCAGAAUUAGAAGAUCCAAGUUUGAACUCAAAACAAUAGUCUACAAAUUUCAAUUCAAACUUGGACCAUUUGCGGUCCAAUGAUUUACAAACUGAUUAAUUAAUUUAUGUCAUGUCAAAUAGUAUUACAAUUUAGAAGGGUAGUCCUAUAUAUGUAAAUGAUUACUUCCAAAUAAUAAACAUAAGUCAUUCAAAGACACGAUUUAUUGUGAUUUAGAAUUACUUAUUUUAACAUUUACUUAAGAAUUGCUGAAACAUUAUUAUUUAAAUGUAGUGAAUGAAGAGCCUUGUCGAUCAUCACAAAAAAUUAUUAAUAAGUUGCCCAAGCAACAAAUCUAGUACUAACUCUUUUGUUCGACAAAAUUAAUUAAACACUUUAAAUCAACACUUUGAAUGCCUCAUUAUUUUGACAAAUGAAUUAUACAUUAACACUUUAAUAUGUAUUAAUAUUUGGAGUUGGAAAAGUUUGAAUAUUUGUCCUGAAAUAAGCUCACCGUUCAUUAAAUUAUCGCGGCAAUAAUAACAUUAGGUGUUUAAAAGUGAACAUUCACUC